Messenger RNA from Prosopis cineraria, 5402 nucleotides. Its product is annotated as pentatricopeptide repeat-containing protein At3g60050-like. The transcript has 4 exons. Gene Ontology annotation, molecular function: protein binding. NCBI's taxonomy places the organism in Eukaryota, Viridiplantae, Streptophyta, Magnoliopsida, Fabales, Fabaceae. The record is from RefSeq and is a predicted model, not a curated record. Bases 637 to 2097 code for a protein of 486 amino acids.
UUUUUCUCCGUUUCUGCCAAGAGAACCACCUGCCAAAACCAUCGAAUCCAUCCUCCUUCCUUAACUGUUUCGACGGCCGCCAGUGAGAGUUGGCCGAGUUCCGGUGCUGCUAUGGUGUCUUCUUCUUGGCCGUGAUUUCUCGUUCUUCCCCCAUUCUGUGAUCGCGUGAACCUGCUGUUGCAGAGGUUUGGGUUGCGAGUUAGUGGUUCCUUGUGUUGGCGUCGGACGUUCACUAAUUCCGCUUCUCGACGUCGAGGGUCCUUCCUUCUCCACGUCCGAUCUGCAACUUCCUCUUCAUGCUUCUGCCUUCGUGAUGUGAGCCUGAAGCUGCGAGAGUUGCUGUGAUCUGAUUCCAACACCAGUUUCAGAGAGAUACAUAACAAGCAGAUGGUAUCGUUUGGUUGUCAUGAGUACUCUGUAAAAUGUGGGAAAUUAGAAGUUGGAUUAACCAAAGAUUGAAGAGAAACAAAACUGUCCCACAUAGUUGUUCCUUUCCCAGUGAAUCUCUGGAAUUUGAAAACUAGUCUCCUUCUGUUUGGUGGGAAUGGCCACUUCUGCUGGUCUUUGAUGAUCCGCUCUGGCAUGAGUACGGCAGCAUUUUGUUUAGGCCAUGUGCCAAGUGGUUUGGUUUAGACCAUGUUUUCUUUAGCCCUAGUAGGUUCAAGAAUAGUCCAUAAGUUUUCAUAUAGUUUGGCUAUAUCUCGCAAGCUAUGUGACCAGCCAUUUCAUGGUGACCAUGUUGAAAAUGGAUUUGAAUUUUAUGAGGAGCCUUUGAGAAGAAUGUGGGAUCAAUCAGAUUAUGAUGUCAUUAGAAAUGAAGGUCAUAGUUCACUUGAGGAUGAGAACUAUAACCAGAAACAUUUUUCACUUAGACAGGGAUUCUUAGAAAGCGUGAAGAUAGAUGCUGAGCGGGUUUUUGAAGUUCUUCGACAGGAUGGACCGGGAGUUGAUUCCAGAUUGGUUUUAAAUGAGUUGGAUGUAAGGCCAUCUGGUCUUCUUGUGAGACAAGUUCUCUCUGAUAUUUUGAAGAACAUAAAUUGUGAAAAUAAGACUAGGUGUGCAAAAUUGGCUUAUAAAUUUUUUGUUUGGUGCAGUCAGCAGCAGAGUUACCAGCAUACUACUGACUCCUAUCACUUAAUAAUGAAGAUAUUUGCAGAGAGUGAAGAGUUUAAAGCAAUGUGGAGGCUAGUAGAUGAGAUGAAUGAGAAAGGAAUCCCUGCUACUGCACGAACUUUUCGCAUUUUGAUUUGUACUUGUGGUGAGCUAGGUUUUGCUAAGAAAGUGGUGGAGAGAUUCCUAAAAUCAAACAUGUUUCACUAUAGGCCCUUUAAGCACUCCUACAAUGCAAUCCUCCAUUGUCUUCUCAAUCUAAAGCAAUACAAGUUAAUUGAGUGGGUUCAUCAGCAGAUGUUGCUUGAGGGUCUUCCCUCAGAUAUUUUAACUUAUAAUAUUGUCAUGUAUGCCAAGUACAGGCUUGGGAAGCUGGAUCAGUUGCAUAGAUUGCUUGAUGAAAUGGGCAGAAAUGGUUUUUCUCCAGAUUUUUAUACUUAUAACAUUCUUCUUCACGUUCUUGGCAAAGGAGACAAACCACUUGCAGCUCUUAAUCUCUUAAAUCACAUGACAGAAAUGGGUAUAGAGCCAACUGUUCUUCAUUUCACCACAUUGAUAGAUGGACUCAGCAGAGCUGGGAAUGUUGAUGCUUGCAAAUAUUUUUUCGAUGAAAUGAUAAAGAAUGGAUGUAUGCCUGAUGUGGUGGCUUACACAGUGAUGAUCACAGGAUAUGUGGUGGCUGGUGAGAUUGAGAAAGCUCAAGGAAUGUUUCAUGAGAUGAUUUCUAAAGAACAAAUCCCAAAUGUUUUCACAUACAAUUCCAUGAUUCAUGGAUUGUGUGUGGCAGGGAAGUUUGAUGAAGCAUGUUCAAUGCUCAUAGAAAUGGAGGCUAAAGGUUGUAAUCCAAAUUUUGUUGUGUACAGCUCCUUAUUGAGUAGUUUGAGGAAAGCUAAAAAACAUGCUGAAGCUCAUGAUGUAAUGGAACGGAUGAUGGAAAAGGGAAAGUAUGCCCAUCUACUUUCAAGGUUCAAUGGGCACAAGAGAUAGCCAGAAAUAGAUGCUCUGAUUGGAGAUGACUUAAGGGAAUCAACUUACAAGUCUUUUUAAUUGAGAUGAUUCACCUGCUUCUUUUUCAGCUGGUGUAGAAGUUGGGGGAACUAAGCAUGUGAUUUCCCUCUGCAUUUGCGAAGAUGCUUAUUUAUAAAAGUGAAGGUGCAUGAAAUGCCUUUUACCUACAUUGUGUAAGGUGUAAUAGUGAUUCUUUUGUUGGUCCUCUUCAUUUUUCCACUACUAAUGACCUUCAUAUGUGUUUGUGGUGUAUACUUAAGUAAUAUGAAACUUGAAUUCUCAUUGGAGCUUUGUGUAGAAGGUGAUUACUUUUCUUUUUCCUUGACUAGGGUUAACUGGAUAUAGCAUUAAUUAUCUUCCAGAAAAAUGAUGGAGGUCAGCUAGUUAAUUUGGUGUUCUGGAUGCUCUUCAGCUUUUGGAAUGAAUAGAUGACUACCUAUCCCGAACAAAAGUUCUUGAUUAGAUACGGAGGAAUAUCAUCUAGCUGCUUGUCUGAAGUAUGCAAAUUGUUGGUUGUACAAUUAGUAACUUUACAGUUGUUCUCUUUAUCACUUUAUUAGUCUCUGUGAUGUGAUACAUAACAUGUGAGUUUUCCUUCAUAUAAUUUAAAGAACGAAGGGAAAAUCGCACAGAAGGACUGCUGAAGCAUGUUAUUUGCAGACAAGGACCAAUUAAUUAUGAAUUAGCACUGCAGUGUUACUUAAGAAGCAUCAUGGAGUUUACUGCAGAAUCUCAAAUACUUCAAAAUGGUAAUUGAACAUAUGUUUGGUUAUUACCUAUAAAAAUAAUAUUAUUAUGUUACUUAAGAAAGUUGUUGGAACCUUCCAAGUGGCAUUUGAUAUCUUAGUUUAUGCUCGAUUAUUUAAAAUUCAACCUCUUAGUAGUUGAAAAAUUAUAAGGUUCACUUACAGAAUGCUACAUUUACUAAAUGCACGUUUUUUCCUAAAUAUUGGGUGUUUUUUUUGUGAAGGGAAAGUCCACAGCUUUUUGGCUUUCUGCUGCAUUCUUAAUCUGCUGUUGUGUGAAAAUACUAAAGUAGAAGAAGCGAAAGAACUUUCCUUGACAAUAUAUUCGGCAUUAACUUAUCCCAUUGUAAGAUUGGUUUUGCUGCAAAGGCUCUGCAUAAAUGAAUCAGACUAUUAGAGAAUGAUCUUGACCCAAGAAGAGAAUUUGCUUCUAUUGAUUCAGUAAAAUGAGAAUUAGACUUAUCCACUUUUGUUAUUGUCUCACUUCUUUUGUUGUCUGUUUUUAGGAGGAAGUUUUCUUGAGCAGGUAAUGCCUGGCUUGCUACUGGGGUCUUGCCAUAAAUAUGGUAAUGAACUUUUUAGUACUGAUGCAUCCUCUUGUCUGCUUUGGAACAAUUUAAAUUUAAAUUUAAAUCAAGUGUUCACUUUUUUAAUCUAGGAUUGUUCAUUUACAAGAUCUUCAUGAUUUGAUUAUCAAUGUUUGGCUGAAUUGCUUAUGUUGUUUGAUAUUAAAGUGCUUUUAAUUGAUGAUUUAAUGGUCCAUACAGGAUUGAAGUUGUUCUGACUUCAAUAAAAUGUAAUAAUUUAUGUUUUAAAGAAACUAUUAUUAUAUCUUUAACUUAUUCUUAAUGUCAUUUUUUUAAGAAUAAAGGUACAAUUCUCCAGGCUUGAGCUCCUAAGUUGGGAGCUCAUUCUUCAAAUUAGCUCCUCAUGAUUUCGCUUUCCUAUAGAUUGUAUCUUAGUUAGACCUUAUAAUUUGAAAUGCAUUGGCUUGGACUCUGCAUCAAUUUAUUUAGUGCAAGUUUUUGUUUUUGGCUUGAGGGCUGACCUUACCUUGUCACUUUUCAAAUCUUUGUUUCAGUCCCAAAGCCAGCUUUCACGUAGCCACUUAAUGGUAUAACCAGGUUUCCUACCCUCUCAUGGCUUGAUUAGUUACCUCUAAUUGUCCAGAGCUUUUGUUGACUUGCAACGCACUGUAUCUUGGAGGUUUUGCUUUGAGAGUUGAAAGAAGAUAUUAUUUGGUUACGUAAUUAUGCUAAAAAAUUUGUUUCAGGGAGCUAUAACAAAGUGCUUAAUUUUCUCAUAGGUUCGAUGUACAAGGUUUACCAGUUUAAUAUAUGCAUUCAUAUGAUGGUAGCUUACAACCUCAAAACAUAAGGGUUGAUUGCUACACAUAUAUCCUGUUUUCACAAUAAAAUAUAAUUAAGUCAUAUGUUGUAUUGUUGGUUCAAGCACAAUUUAAAUUGUUAGCAUUGAUCCGUUUGCUUCACCAGUCGAAAGUCAUUAAAACAAUGGAAGCAAGUGUCUCAAAUGAAUUAAAUGGUAUUAGAAACAUUAGAAGCAUAUAUUAAUUGAGUCAUGUGGUUUCAUUUAGUAUGAUAUGGAAGAAAUUUCAGGAUUGUAAAUUCAUGCAUGUUUUUUAUUAGUGAGAUGAGGGGUUUCCUUGAUCAUAUAUAUAUUUUUUUAUUGCAUCUUAACCUGAAAAUUUUCAUUGCAGAUUUUAAUAAUUAUCAUGAACUUUGUGUUUUCCAUCACAAUUAUCCUAAGAAUUUUGGUUUGCAAGUGCACAUAGUGUUUAUUAAGUUCUGAAGUUCUUUAGGCAUUAUUAAUCAGUAGUGUGCUUGGACUUGAUAGCAACUUUCUUAACAUUAUAUUGUGUUUAUAGUAUUUAAAUGUAUUCUUCUGUUUGUGUCUUAUUUCUAUAUGCCUCCUUGUCUCAUACAGUCCUUUUGUUUGAUCACCUUUGUUCGUGAGCGGUGACAAAAUUAACUAAACUUUUGUUGUCCAAUGUGAUAAUCCAAGAGCAUAGGCAAGCUAUAUUUCAUCAUCCUAGCAUUGAUUACCCCGAAAUUCAUUAUAAAGUCAAUGACGAACAGAAAGUUCCUAGGAGUUGUAAAGAGUUUGCUUCUACAUUUUUCCGGGGAAAGAGUUUCUUAGAAGCAACACCAUCACCAUGCAUAGUUCCUUUUGUUGUCAAUCUUGGAUCAUAAUGAGAAGUGUCGUUAUUAUCAGGAAGGAUCUUGUGACAUUGAUUUGAAGGAACGAAAGUUGACUGUUAAGGAAAUGUGUAGCUGGAGGCAAUGUUGGCAAGUUGUUUCUGAGCCUUUUGGGAUACAAAAAUCACCUUCCAAGCCUAGACACUGUUACCUGAAUCGUUUUGUUCAAAUGCUGUGUAUAGUUAUUUUGAACAAUUAUAAGUUGGUCAAAUCUGAAUAAUUGUUCAACUUAUAUUCUGAUGUAUGUAUUUUUAAGUCACUGUGUGAGAGCUUGGCAAGUUCUUUGUUCAGCACAUUAAUCGAGUGUUCUCUGCUUUUGUUU